CUGCUCCAGAUCCCAAACACAGGCAAAAGAAAAGCAGAUUUGGAAGGGACAAUAAGAAAAGCAACACUCUUUCUCUUUAAUAUGUCUUCCGGAUUAUUUUAACUCCAAUAGAAGCAAGGAAGUUGAUUCACAAAAAUAGAAGCUUUAUACUUUAUUCCUUUCUCAAACACUGCUAUAAAGUGCAGCCACAAACCCAGUUUGCAUCAUCACCAUACUCACUCAUUCUUACUUUCUCUUCAUCAAAACAGCCUAAUUUUCUCUUGCUGAUCACCAUGGAUUUCAGAGGAUCACUCCCACCUCAAAAAGCACUCCCACCUCCAAGAGCUCCCAUGCCUCCUCCAAGUAGGCAGCUAAUGAGAGGUGGUGGUGGUGGUUAUGGAGAACAACAGCAGCACCGUGGUGGUGGCAACAUGAUGAUGAUGAGCGACGACAAUGUGAUGAUGAAGCAGAUUGCAGCCACUCAUGCACCUGAUGGCAGGGAAGUUGAUGUCAAGCCUUUGCUGGUCCUUGUGGAAGACAUUCUCAACCGUGCAACUCUGCAAGUUGAUACCACUCUCUCGCCAAUCCAAGCUAAGAAUGAGAUAGAGGACAAGGCAUACCAAAUCAAUCAAGUUAGCAUGCUGGAAGCACUCUCUUACACCAUUGAUCGAGUUUCUAAAGAGAUUGCAUACAAGGCAUUAGGAGGAGCAGAUGCCCACUCAACAACAGUGGCCAUCUUCGAGACACUAGCAAGCUUCCCAUGGGAUGCCAAGCUGGUCCUAACCCUAGCAGCUUUUGCACUCCACUAUGGAGAGUUCUGGCUCCUUGCACAGAUCUACUCAUCAAACCAGCUUGCAAAGGCCAUGGCCACACUGAGGCAGCUGCCCAUGAUCAUGGAGAAUUCUGGCCCGCUGAAGCCGAGGUUCGAUGCACUCAACAAGCUCAUCAAGGCCAUGGUGGAGGUGACCAGGUGUAUGGUUCAGUUCAAGGAGCUUCCACCUAGUUACAUCUCUGAGGAUGUGCCAGCUUUGACCCAGGCCAUGACCCAUAUCCCAACUGCUGUUUAUUGGACCAUUAGGAGUGUUGUGGCUUGUGCUAAUCAGAUCACCCUUCUCACUACCAUGGGACACGAAUAUGCACUUUCAACAACCGACGCAUGGGAGCUGUCUUCUCUUGAGCACAAGCUGACCAACAUUUGUGACCAUUUGAAGCAACAAUUGGGAAGUUGCUACCAACUCAUAGAUGACAAGAAGAAUGUGGAGACAUUCAGGAUGCUGGUGGAGUUAUUUGAAAUGACCCACAUUGACAACAUGAAAAUUCUGAAGGCCCUAAUUCAUGCAAGGGAUGACCCCAUGCCAAUAGUUGAUGGUUCCACCAAGAGAAAGGUUACCCUGGAGGUGCUAAGGAGGAAGAAUGUCCUCCUCCUGAUCUCAGACCUCAACAUCUCCCACGACGAGCUCUCGAUCCUCGAGCAGAUCUACAACGAGUCGAGGAUCCACACGACGAGGCUGGACAGCCAGUACGAGGUGAUCUGGAUCCCCAUUGUGGACCCAUCGAUCGUGUGGACUGAGGCGAUGCACAAGCAGUUCGAGACCUUGCAGUCGACGAUGCCCUGGUACACUGUCAGCCACCCUAGCGUGAUCGAGAAGGCGGUGGUUAGGUACAUCAGGGAGAAGUGGCACUUCAGGAACAAGGCUAUCUUGGUGGUGCUUGAUCCACAAGGUAGGGUUGUUUCCCCCAAUGCCAUCCACAUGAUGUGGAUUUGGGGCAGCAAUGCUUUCCCUUUCACCAGCUUGAGGGAGGAGUCCCUGUGGAGGGAAGAGGCAUGGAGGCUUGAGCUCUUGGUCAAUGGGAUUGACCCCAUGAUCCUCAAUUGGAUCAAGGACGGCAAGUACAUCUUCCUCUACGGCGGAGACGACGUAGAAUGGGUCCGAAAAUUCACCAACACGGCCCGGGCCGUCGCAGUAGCCUCGCGCAUCCCUCUGGAGAUGGCCUACGUGGGGAAGAGCACGAAGAAAGAGCUCGUCCGCCGCGUCCUGGCCACCAUCACCGUGGAGAAGCUGAGCUACUUCUGGCAGGACCCGACCAUGAUCUGGUUCUUCUGGACGCGCCUGGAGAGCAUGCUGUUCAGCAAGAUCCAGCAGGGCAAGCUCGACGACCAUGACCCGAUGAUGCUGGAGAUCAAGAAGCUGCUGAGCUACGACAAGGAAGGAGGGUGGGCCGUUUUGAGCAAAGGGUCGAACAUCAUAUCGAAUGGACAUGGCAACACGGUGCUGACGACUCUGGUGGAGUACGAUCUGUGGAAGGAAGAGAUUCCGGUGAAGGGUUUCGAUCUGGCUUACGAUGAUCAUCACAAGAAGGUCCAUGGGGUGACUUACCCUUGUUGCAGGUUCGAGUUUCCUAAUACUGCGGGGAGGAUUCCUGAAGGGAUGAAGUGUCCUGAGUGUCAUAGGUAUAUGGAGAAGUACACCACUUUCCUGUGUUGCCAUGAUGAAGGGCAUCCUACUGCCUCGCCGUUUCGAGGGGAGUUGUAGAGGACGAUAUGGCGUUUGAGAAGUGAUGAAUGUGGCUGGUGGUGGUUGGAGUAGUACUAAAAUAAAGAAGAUGGUGGAAGAGAGCUAUAUAAUGCAUGGAUGCUUGCUGUAUGGUUUGCAUUCAUGGAGGUUUUUUACAAUAUAUUUAUUGCAGUUUUCAAGUGUUUUUUAGUUAAUGGUUUCAGUCAUGUUGUAACUUGCCAAUGGCGGUUCAUGUGAUGGAAUUGAUUGAUGAAUAAAAGUAAUAUUUGAAU
Linum trigynum is the source of this 2767-nucleotide messenger RNA. The record is from the annotation of a GenBank genome assembly. Lineage: Eukaryota; Viridiplantae; Streptophyta; Magnoliopsida; Malpighiales; Linaceae.